AUGUUGCGCGAUCGCGCCCAAGCUUUCAACACCUUGCACUGUCCGGCCGGCACGUUCGCUAAGACCGAGGACGAUGCGUGCACGGUGUGUCCGAUGGGAGAGUACCAGGACCAGAGCCGCCAGGGCAGGUGCAAGAAGUGUCCCGCCGGCACCUACACCCGUCAGGAGGGCAGCAAGAGCGUCCAGGAGUGCGUGCCGGUGUGCGGCUACGGCACCUACUCGCCGUCGGGCCUGGUGCCCUGCCUCGAAUGUCCGCGCAACAGCCACACCGGUCCGCCGCCGGCCGACGGCUUCAAGGAGUGCCGUGCCUGCCCGCCCGACACCUACACCCACGCCCAGGCGGCCAGCGACAUCGCCAUGUGCAGAGCCAAGUGUGCCCCCGGCACGUACUCGGCCACCGGCCUGGAGCCGUGCUUCGCCUGUCCGCGCAACUUCUUCCAGCCGAUCGAGGGCGCCAAUACGUGCUUCGAAUGCCCGACGGGCAACAUGACGGAGUCGGAGGGCGCAACGACACCAGAUCAGUGUGUGCCAGUCGCGUGCACUGAGGACACGUGCGAGCACGGAGGACUGUGUCAGAUGCUGGGUCACCGGCCCAAAUGUUACUGUCCGGCCGGCUUCAGCGGCGCUCGCUGCGAGCUUGACGUCGACGAGUGCCUCUCCACCCCGUGCCACAACGGAGCCGUCUGCGUCGACCAGCCCCAGGGCUAUCGGUGCCAGUGCGAGCGGGGCUACUCAGGCAUCAACUGCCAGAUCGAGGAGUCCGACUGCAAGGAGGAGACGUGCCCGGCGCGGGCCAUGUGCAUGGACACGCCCGGAGUCGGCAACUUUGAGUGCCUCUGUCGGGAGGGUUACACUGGCCCCAACUGCAACGUGACGGUCGAUCCCUGCAAGGAGAAGGGUAACCCUUGCGAUAACAGCGCCAGAUGCGUCGCCCUACAGCAGGGUCGGUUCCGCUGCGAGUGUCCGCCGGGCUGGGAGGGCGCGCUCUGUGACGUCAACUCGGACGACUGCGCCGAGCAGCCCUGCCUCCUGGGCGCCGAGUGCACCGACCUCGUCAAUGACUUCCAGUGCGACUGCCCCACAGGUGGGGUGCUUCGCCGGGAAAGCGGUGCGAGCGCAAGAUUGACCUGUUGCGCUGGCGGCCCGUGCGCGCACGGCCUGUGCGUGGACCGGUUCUUCGUGCACCAGUGCGUCUGCGACCCUGGCUGGACAGGCCCGUCCUGUGACGUCAACAUCGACGACUGCGUGACCCGGCCCUGCGCAGAGGGCAGCACGUGCGUCGAUGACGUUGAUGGCUUCAGCUGCUCCUGCGCCCCCGGCUACACGGGCAAGCGCUGCCAGCACACGAUAGACGACUGUGCCAGCCAGCCGUGCCAGAACGGCGGCACCUGCGACGACCAGCUCGACGGCUUCAAGUGCGUCUGCCGACCCGGCUUCGUCGGGCUGCAGUGCGAGGCAGAGAUUGACGAGUGCACCUCCAGUCCGUGCAGCCCGCAGGGAACCGAGCGCUGCGUCGACCGCGACAACACCUUCGAGUGCGAGUGUCGCAUGGGAUACUCCGGCAAACUGUGCCAGACGAACAAGAACGAGUGCUCGUCCAGCCCGUGUAUGAACGGCGCCGUGUGUACGGAUGGCCUGGACGACUUCACCUGCUCGUGUAAGCCCGGCUGGACGGGCAAGCGCUGCGAGAUGGACGUGGGCAGUUGCGAGAGCUUCCCCUGCCUGAACGAGGCCAAGUGUAUCGAUCUUUUCCAGGGCUUCUUCUGCGCCUGCCCGUCGGGAACGGACGGGGACCGGUGCGAAGUGACUCCCGAGCGUUGCGUCGGCUCGCCCUGUAUGAACGGCGGCUUCUGCAGGGACUACGGCUCGGGCCUGAACUGCAGCUGCCCGGCUGACUACCUCGGAGUCGGCUGUCAGCACGAGCUGGACGCCUGCGAGGCCGGGGUCUGUCAGAACGGUGCCACGUGUCUGGAUGAGGGCGCCGGCUACAAGUGUGUCUGCCCGGCCGGCUACACGGGCGUCAACUGCGAGACGGACAUUCCGGACUGCGCGCCGAGCAGCUGCCCGACGGGCGCCACCUGCGUCGACCUCGUCAACGACCACUACUGCCGCUGCCCCUUCAACCUGACCGGCGAGGACUGCAGGAAGAGCAUCACGGUGGACUACGACCUGUACUUCAACGACGACUCCAAGUCUUCCUCGGCUUCGCUGUACGCGCCGUUCGAGAUGCGCUCAGCGUCGAGCAUGUCGCUGGGGCUGUGGGUCCAGUUCAGCUCGCGGCUCGACAUCGGCACCUUCUUCACACUGUACAACGUCAGCUCUCUGCACGUGCCGUCCGACCGCAAGGUCCUGGUGCAGAUGCGCAGCGUCGGCGUGCUCGUCAACCUGUUCGAGGACGAAGACGCCGUCUUCCUGGAUUUCAACAAGCAGAUCCCGGUCAACGAUCGCCAGUGGCACCACGUGGUGCUCUCGUGGGAGACGUCUGGCAACGUCCAGCUGGUCACCGAUCUGGUGGUGAUCGGCAAGCGCACCGGCUACGGCGUCAACAAGACCCUGCCCGAGUUCGGCUAUGUGACACUGGGUGCUCCGCUGGCUGAAGACGGCACCCAGGUGGCCAAAGCCGGCUUCAAGGGCAAGCUGGCCCGCGUCAACAUGUGGUCCCGCAGGCUGGACAUCCGCACCGAGAUCCCCAAGCAGGUGGAGUCUUGUCGUAAGGCGCCCGUGCUGUACGACGGCCUGCUGCUGCGCUGGAGCGGCUACAACCAGCUUCUGGGCACGGUGGAGCGCGAGGGGCCGUCCACGUGCGGCGAGCUGGUAUGCGCGCCGGGCUACACCGGCGACUGCACCAGCCGCGCCCGCGACAAGACGCCGCCGCGGGUGGACUUCUGCCCGGGCGACCUCUGGGUACAGGCCGGCAACGGCUCAACGGCCGUCCGCUGGGACAAGCCGCGGUUCAGCGACGACGACAAGCUCAUGUCCGUCAAGGAAAUCAGAGACUAUGCACCUGGUCAGCUGUUCCCGUGGGGUUCGCACGACAUUGUUUACAUCGCCAGGGAUGACGCCGAGAACAGCGCGCUCUGCAGCUUCCGCAUCCACGUACUCAAGGAGAUCUGCCCCACCCCGGAGGACCCCAACGGCGGCUACCAGGAGUGCUCCACCUGGGGACCCAACGGACGCUUCCGCUACUGCAAGAUCCGCUGUGACCCGGGACUGCAGUUUAGUCAGCCCAUCCCUGACUUCUACGUGUGCGGCCCGGAGGGCUUCUGGCGCCCCAAUGACCAGCCCAACACGGCUCUCAUCUACCCGAGCUGCGCCCCCGCCGAACAGGCGCAGCGGGUGGUCAAAAUAAAAAUGAACUUCCCCUCGUCCGUCUUCUGUAACAACGCCGGCAAGAACGUGCUGGGACAAGCGCAUCCGCGAGGUGACGAGUGUGACGGCCUAAACGUCAACGUCAACUGCGGCCAGCGAUCGCGCGUCCGGCGACAGGCCAGCGACAACGACGGACUCUACGAGGUCGAGAUCAGCUUCCCGGCGCAGAACGGUCCGGUGACCAACCCGGAUACGAACCAAGCCACCGAUGUGCAGAAGCUCAUCGAGAGGAUCAUCCUGGAGAAGGGAGAGUUUGAUGUUCAGUCGCAGCUUCCGAACGUGGUGCCCGACCCGUCCUCGCUCGAGCUGGACUCUGAGUACUUCUGCGAGCAGGGCAAGGUGGUGGUCGGCGACCAGUGCGGUGAGUGA
Molecule: messenger RNA, 3738 nt
Organism: Pollicipes pollicipes
Lineage: Eukaryota; Metazoa; Arthropoda; Thecostraca; Pollicipedomorpha; Pollicipedidae
Product: neurogenic locus notch homolog protein 1-like
Biological process (GO): axon guidance; Notch signaling pathway
Cellular component (GO): cell surface; signaling receptor complex; plasma membrane
Molecular function (GO): calcium ion binding
Source: RefSeq, a predicted model, not a curated record